AUGCCCAUGAACAAACCUUCCCCAAUGUCUCCCUCCCCAGCCUCUGAACAAUUUAUGGUGAAAGGCAUAAAGGGGCCAAUCCUGGCUCCAUUUGGUGGAGAAGUUGAGCUCAGCUGCCAGUUGUCUCCACCACAGAGUGCACAACACAUGGAGAUCCGCUGGUUCCGCAACCGCUACACACAACCCAUUUACCUGUACAAGGAGGGUAAAGAUCGGUAUGGAGAAAUGACCCCUAUGUAUGUGGAGCGAACAGAACUCCUGAAAGAUGCCAUUGGAGAAGGUAAAGUGACCCUCAGGAUCUUUAAUGUUGGUGUUGAUGAUGAUGGGCAGUACCACUGCUUCUUCAGAGAUGGAGAUUUCUCUGAAGAGGACGUCACAGAAGUGAAGGUCACAGCUACAAGCUCAGACACACAGAUUCUAGUGCUUCCUUCCAAUAUUGAUGAUCUUAGAGUGGAAUGUAAUUCAGGAGGUUGGUUCCCACAGCCUCAAAUGGAAUGGAGAGACAGCCAGGGAAAGGUCCUCCCACCUGCAUCAAAAUCUCACUCACAGGACACGGAUAAAUUGUUCAACAUGAAGAUGACCCUUUUUCUCAGCAAUACUCACCCUGGGGAUGUCACUUGCUACCUCAGAAACCCUCUAACUGGCCAAGAGGAAAAGACAAACAUUGUUUUACCAGGUGAGAUCUUCCCUGCUUCAGAUCCACUAUUUGAAUUGAAUGCUGUCUGGAUUGGUGAUAUGAACAUGAUCCUGUGUAUUCUGAUGGUCUUCAUCACCCUGAGCAUUUCCCUUAUUUACUUCAAAGUGAAAGCCCCCCAACUCUGGCCUGGAUACUGUAUUGAGACUGUGAUCAUCAGGCGCAGCCUUGACUUGCUGCUGAGCUUCUACUUCCACAUCCCCAUCACUCUGUUUUUUGGAUGCAUGCAAGUGGUGCUGCCACAAGAAUUCUACUGGGUCAUAUUUAGAAACCUGCUAACUUGGUAUGCUAAAGAGUUCAAAGACUCUCUGAUAGAGCACCCAGUAUGGUUUAAGUCCUUCAUGUUUUGUGAGCUUUUGUUUCAGCUGCCUUUCUUUCCUAUUGCAACAACAACCUUCUUCAAAGGAAAUUGCAGAUGGAUCCACAUUCUUGUAAUCGUCUACUCAGUUCACAUCCUGACAACAUUAAUGCCAAUUCUCUCCACAUUUCUAUUUAGGGAUUUCUCCAAAGCCAGUGGUUUCAAAGGACUAGGUUCUGAGACUUUCCAUGAAUGAAUAACUCUUAGCCAUCUAUACCCCAACAGUCUCAUUCCCCUUAUACUUCUGGUUUUCAUGUUGAACCCCACUAUGAGAAAAAAAGAAAGAAAAAAUGAGGGAAACAACCACAGUCCCUGGGAAGGUUUCAUGGGGCAAUUGCCCUUCGUGACCCAAUACAAGCAAAAUUACUCUGAAUCCAUGUCUUCAGUAACAUUUGAAACACCAACAACACUGCAUAAGAGCAAGAUGGUGGCAAGCCACAUCAAACCCUUAAUCUUCCAAGGUCACUGA
Molecule: messenger RNA, 1521 nt
Organism: Urocitellus parryii (Arctic ground squirrel)
Lineage: Eukaryota; Metazoa; Chordata; Mammalia; Rodentia; Sciuridae
Source: RefSeq, a predicted model, not a curated record